This is a messenger RNA of Botrytis byssoidea, 189 nucleotides long. RefSeq lists its product as uncharacterized. Bases 1 to 189 code for a protein of 62 amino acids. Lineage: Eukaryota; Fungi; Ascomycota; Leotiomycetes; Helotiales; Sclerotiniaceae. The transcript is spliced from 2 exons. The record is from RefSeq and is a predicted model, not a curated record.
AUGUCUGAAUGUGUUCCGACCAAUCAGUUGUACCUUGGCGCCACUUCCCUAGCUGUCAGAAGAAAGAAGAAAGUUUACAUCAGACCGUUGCACAAGAAAAACAAACGCCGAACUUCUAACUCAUUUGGUACAUCCGGACAGUUCCGAUCGGUUAUGCUUUCCGCUCGCACACUAGAAGGUGUCAACUAA